Messenger RNA from Tachysurus vachellii, 1197 nucleotides. It is a transcript of the gene cnpy4, whose product is annotated as canopy FGF signaling regulator 4. Gene Ontology annotation, cellular component: endomembrane system. The record is from RefSeq and is a predicted model, not a curated record. Gene Ontology annotation, molecular function: signaling receptor binding. Lineage: Eukaryota; Metazoa; Chordata; Actinopteri; Siluriformes; Bagridae. Bases 70 to 729 code for a protein of 219 amino acids. The transcript is spliced from 6 exons.
GCUGCAGCCUUUUUUUUUUUUUUUUUUUUUUGAGUUUUUCACGUGUUUUCAGCAGUAAAUAAAGUCGCCAUGGAAGCUUUAGCGUUAUUUGUGUUUUUUAUGUUUAGCUUUGCAGUAGCGGAACAGGACGAAAGGCUUCCAAAUAAAUGUGAAGUGUGUAAGUUUUUGACAAUAGAGCUGCAGGAGAUUUUGGAGAAGACCGGACGCUCCAAAGAGGUCCUGGAGAUUGGGGAAGUUCUGGACACUGGAAAACGCAAACGUAAAAUUAAGUACAACACCUCGGAAACAAGAUUAACAGAAGCUGUGGACAAUAUCUGUGAGGGAAUUCUGCAGUACAGUGUCCAUGCUGAGAGACCUGGGAGCCUUCGAUAUGCCAAGGGCACCAGUCAGACCAUGGACACACUGAAGAACCUGGUGAAUAAGGGGGUGAAGGUGGAGCUAGGCAUCCCAUAUGAGCUGUGGGAUGAGCCGUCAGUAGAGGUGGCAGACAUGAAGAAACAGUGUGAGACCAUGUUGGAGGAAUAUGAGGAGGUGGUAGAGGACUGGUACUUUAAUCACCAGGAGGAAAGACUGGAGAGAUUCCUGUGUGAAGCCCACGUCCUGAAACAUUCAGAGUCAGAAUGUCUAAACGAGGUAUGGAAAGGAGACUUAGGUGUGAAGGGAUCGACUGUAGAGUCCGAGACUGAGCAAGAGGAAGAUGGUCAAACACACGAUGCAGGAGAACUCUAAAAGCAGAAACAUGGUUGACAAACUCCAAUAGCUGGAGUUCCUUAUAGAAUGCAUCCUGAGAAAGAAAAUUCGUCCCAAAAGAUCAAGUACCGGGUUUGAAAAGUGUUUACAGGAACUUUUGUAUGUAUGCUGGUUCUAGUUAAUGCUACAGUUCAUAAUCAGUUACGUUCGGCCACCUCAGAAAGGGACAGCAAUAGUGUUGUUGGCAGUAAAGUGCUGAACCUCAGUGUGGUCACUCAUUUGUAACAUGGGGACUUUUGUUUGUGAAAUGUUUAUUAUGCAAAGCUGCCAAUAAUGAAGUCACUCCAUGUAUAGUGCCUUUAUGUUAGAAACUGCCUCAGUGUUAUGUUGAAGAUCUGAACACACACAAGCCAUAAUGAGGGUUUGUAGCCUAUUGUCUUCAGUGUUCAUUUGUAUUCCAUGUGUUUUUUGGUUUUGAAUAAAUAAUAAUAAUAAUUUUCUUCAUUA